AAAAUGUUGGUCAGGACAAAUUCGAUACUCCUCUUUUGGAGUGCUUUUCCUGCUCAACCAAUCAAAGUCGUUGAUCAUGUUCCACCCCCACCCUCCGCUAACACAAGCAUUCAUAGUACAAAUGAGACAGCGGAAGUGAUCUCCCCUGAUAGCACGGCUCAUUCGGCAAAUACAUCUACAUGUAACAGCAGUGAAUAUGGUGUUGUCACUAGUAUCACAAGUACCACCUUAGAAGUACCCACUAUUCUAAUGCGACAGGUGGAGGGAGAGAAUACACACCCACUACCACUACCACCACCACCACCGGCGCCACCAUCAUCACCACCACCAGAAGAUGAAGAAGAAGAUGCAAUUGACAGUUUAUCUGCAUGUUCAGAUCAAAAUAAUGCACAGGAAAGUAUAAAAGAGCCUUCCAUAAUAUCAAACAUUGCCGAUCAAACUACCUCUUUACUAGACAACCCCAUCCCAACUUACUAUACCCACACUACUGAAGAAGACACUGAUAAUAUAAUCUAUUAUAAGCGACGUGAAGACUAUUAUCCAUCCCUAUUCCCACCACCACCAACAUUACCCCCACCUGCACCUACAAAAGAGCCACGUCUCAAUAGUCAUUUAUUAGAGACCAAAAUUCACAGAAUCACAUUGGAUGAUAGUGAAGGAAUGCCCGUGUUUAAACCCGCUACUACUGACAAGACGAAACCAAGAGCCAUGUUGAGACGCUUAAAGACCAUGGUCAAGCGUAAAAACAAACUUUAUCUAUUAUAGCUUUACAUAGCAAAUACAUCGCCCUUUUUUCCCGCACCCUGCAUUUUCUUUUUUUUUCUUUUUUUCCCUCGGAGAGCAGUGUACAUGACGGGGGUUGUACAAAACUACCCCUUGGUGGC
Messenger RNA from Mucor mucedo, 884 nucleotides. RefSeq lists its product as uncharacterized. Lineage: Eukaryota; Fungi; Mucoromycota; Mucoromycetes; Mucorales; Mucoraceae. The coding region runs from base 4 to 765 and encodes 253 amino acids. The transcript is spliced from 2 exons. The record is from RefSeq and is a predicted model, not a curated record.